ACGCUCAUCUUUUAGACUCGGACUCACACAUAGAUCAGAGAUCGAUCGAUAAUCCAAACUUCGCAGCAAAGCAAAGACUUCUCAGCGCUCCCACAUAUAUCCUCCAGAAUCCUCGAGGACUAUCAUAAGUUAUAAUUACUAAGUCUAAGCUUAUCGAUUCCUCGUGCGCCGAUCAUGCAAGCACCCGAGUUCCAUGAUUCACCUACAAGUGCCAUACAGCCUAUCUACGACUGCCUUCAGUCCAUACUCGACCGUUUCGAUAAACUCGAAGAUCGUCUGGAUAAGUUAGAACAGCGUUUUGACAAAGUCGAAGCUCGUACUGCUCGUUUCCAGUGGAUCACUGCAAAGUCCCACAACAUACUCUGCGACAGUAACGUCAAUGGACAGCCAAAGUACGAAGAAGUUCCAUUUCCCGACGGAAGUUUGCCGACAGAUGGACAGCAUAAGCUUCCACUUCUCUCUACCUCCGAGGCAGUGGACGAGUUGUCGUCUGCCGAAGCCACUGCCUACCAUGAAGGCUAUUAUCCGGGCGUGACCCCUCCCUACUCCCUUGGCAGUCGAAAGUCUGCCAUCAAGCAAGCCAUCGGGUGCCGUGCAGGUUGAUGCAGAUGAUUUCUCGUGUCAUAUUAGCCCAAAAUGACCCAGUUGUUAUUGUUGAAACGUCAAGAAUUGUUCUUAUUUAAAUUUUAUCUUGCUCACUGUACGAUGUCUUUGUAGAUGUCUAUAACAUGAUGUAUAUGUUAAUUUUUACAUGGAAGUUCUUACUAGUGCGUUGCCAAUUGUUUUAAAAUUUCAUUCCACCUUCCAGUUCACUUCCGUAGAGAUAUUACAUCAGACUUCCUCGACAUAACUAGGUGUACUAAGUAAACUGUAUAUAUAAACGAGAAGCGUAUUCAUAGUAGAACGACCAUUCACAUAAGUAAAACAAGAUCCUUAUAAAACACGAUUUCCUCUAUUAGCUACCGCUACCAACAGCCAUGCCAUCACUUUGAGCCUGUCCAUCUAGUACCAAUGGCAGCUCCAUGAUCCUUCCAAAUAUCUCAAAAUUGAUCUUUCCUUUAAUCGUCUCCUCAUCAAAUCUAGCAUCCUCGAUGUACGGCGAGAGAAACGCAUGGCUAAAAGCAAUUUCCAGCUUUGCCAUCCAUCGCGCAAACGGCUCCCCCCACUUUGUUAGAUGAUAAGCCACCCUGGGGCCCAUAGUCAACAAGAAAUUUUGGAAGUGGUCCUCCGCCGCAAUCCAGGUCCGCAGACGUUCGGAGAAACAUGCGAGCCAAAUCAUGACGUAGAACAUAGACUCGAGAUCGUGCCUGUACAUGUACUUGAACUUCCUACCACGCUUCCAAGAUAAUGGUAGCGACAUUUCGCG
This is a messenger RNA of Serpula lacrymans var. lacrymans S7.9, 1366 nucleotides long. RefSeq lists its product as uncharacterized. Bases 175 to 603 code for a protein of 142 amino acids. The transcript is spliced from 5 exons. The record is from RefSeq and is a predicted model, not a curated record. Lineage: Eukaryota; Fungi; Basidiomycota; Agaricomycetes; Boletales; Serpulaceae.